Messenger RNA from Heteronotia binoei (common prickly gecko), 1835 nucleotides. RefSeq names its product talin rod domain containing 1 (gene TLNRD1). The record is from RefSeq and is a predicted model, not a curated record. The coding region runs from base 1 to 1059 and encodes 352 amino acids. Lineage: Eukaryota; Metazoa; Chordata; Lepidosauria; Squamata; Gekkonidae. Gene Ontology annotation, molecular function: actin binding. The transcript has a single exon.
AUGGCUAGCAGCGGCUCUGGCAAAGCUACCAGUGAGGCAUCCACCCCAAGCAGCAGUGCUUUGCAGAGGAAGAAGCUUAUCUCCAUCUGUGACCAUUGCAAGAUCAAAAUGCAGCUGGUGGCAGAUUUGCUCCUGCUGUCUAGCGAGAGCCGACCUGUCAACACUGAGAGCCUGUCAGCCUCUGGGGAAUCUUUUGAGAAGUGCAGGGACACGAUCAUAGCUCGGACAAAGGGCCUGUCCAUCUUGACUCAUGAUAUCCAGAGCCAGCUGAACAUGGGGCGGUUCACCGAGGUGGGGGACAUCCUGGCAGAGAUGGGGGAUCUGGUGGUCUCCUUGACCGAAUGCUCUGCCCACGCUGCUUACUUGGCGGCAGUGGAGACUCCAGGCGCACAGCCUGCUUCGCCUGGCUUGGUGGAUCGCUACAAGGUCACCAGGUGUAAACACGAGGUGGAACAUGGCUGUGGGGUCCUGAAAAGCACCCCGCUGGCUGACAUGAGCCCUCAGUUGCUGUUGGAGGUGUCCCAGAAUAUGUCCAAGAACUUGAAAUUUCUGACCGACGCCUGCGUCCUGGCCAGUGAGAGGUCCAAGGACAAGUUUGCCAAGGAGCAGUUCAAGUUGAGUGUCAAGUGCAUGAGCACCAGCGCCUCAGCCCUCUUGGCCUGCGUCCGGGAGGUGAAGAUUUCACCCAGCGAGCUGACACGGAAUCGGUGCAUCUUGUUCAGCGGACCUUUGGUGCAGUCCGUCUAUGCUCUGGUGGGCUUUGCCACUGAGCCCCAGUUUUUGGGCAAAGCGGCUACCAUCAAUCUGGAAGGCAAAGCCGUGCAGACUGCCAUUUUGGGGGGUGCUAUGAGCGUUGUUUCGGCUUGUGUCCUCCUCACCCAAUGCCUCAGGGAUAUCGCCCAACACCCCGACAGUACCUCCAAAAUGACUGAAUACAGGGAAAGGUUGAAGAACUCUGCCUGUGCCAUCUCUGAUGGUUGCAACCUGUUGUCUCAGGCACUAAGGGAAAGAUCUUCCCCCAGGACUUUGCCGCCAGUGAACAACAAUUCUGUGAAUUAAUGUUUUUCAUUUUGCAUAUGAUGGUCACUACUUAUGGAAAUGUACCCAGGUCUCCUCUCCCUGCUCUGGUUUUGUAGAUACCAAAGAAUUUGUGUGAGCCCAAACCUUUGAUUUCUCAAAAAUUUAAUUCUUUUGGCAUGGUGGGGCAACAAAGCUACACAUUUAUUCUGUGUGGAAAUAAUCAGCUUUCAGUGGCUGACAUUUUGGGGCAGGAGGUCUUUUUUUUAAAGUAAACCUUCCUUAUAAUUUACUUAAAACACCUACAACAAGUUAAACAUUUCAUGAGGUAGGAGAAUCUUUUUUAAAACAAGAAAAAGCUUUAAUCGUGCUGGAUGCGGUUUAAAAAAAUUGGUGAGGGUCUAGUUUUCCUUUCUUUUUUGUGUCUUCCAGAGUUUCUCUUCUAAAUUUUACUGUUCAGUUGUGCAGGAAGAAAAAAAAGUUACCUCAGUUUUCAUACAGUUUGAAAGAUGCGAAACUUUCAAGGAUGGAUGUAGCUACUUUUUGUGUUGUCAGUUGUUUUGUAUGAUCCCUUUUGAAUCAAGUGUUAGGUUAGAAGUGCAUUUGCUGUGUUGUGUGGAGGAUGGUUGUAAUCUCCAAACUUGGAGACGGGAAAGCUACUGUGAGUGUUUUUAAAAUGGGGGAGAGAAAUUACACUAUAACAUGAAAAUGAUUUGAGAAGGGUGUUUUUUCAGCAUCAGGUUUUUUUUAAAAAAAACAACAACAACCUUGCAUGUACUGGAGUAUUUAUUUCAUCUAUUAAAAUGUUAUGUUUCUCA